CACUCUCCUGGCUGCCUUUUGCCUUGGCGCGGCUCACAGCGGCCGGAGAAACUCACGAGUAGGAGCCAUUGUCCCACCUGGGCGGGGGUGGAGAAAGGAGUUUCUCCACCUGGGGCAGCCAGCAGGACACCAGUGCUGCUGCUCCCGAUGCCCACAAAUGGCAGACGAUGGAUUUACAGCCCGAGAGUCUAAAAGCUCCUCAUGAUAACGGCCCCCGAAAUGUGAGCAGUUUGGGCAUCCCGUUGUAGUGCACUUUGCAGGAGCCCUCCAAUCUGCUCCUAAAGGCAAUGCACCAUGUAUGUGUAUAGACAUACAGUACAUACACUGGGGGCCGGACUGAAAGUUCUUCUAGUGCCCCUCGUCCAUCCACACACCCCAUCGUCUCUUUUGGAUCCGACUCCAUCGCCAGCCGGAUCCCCGCCAACGGAAGGGAGUCCUGGGUGGGCGCUGGCCCCCCCUUCAGCGAACAGCCGCGGCGUUGCCAUGACGACCGCGGACUCUUCCGGAAUUUUCCGCCCCGACCCCCGGGGGGCGGGGCCCCGCCAGGACUCCGGCCCCGCCCACGGGGAGGGGGAGGAGGAAGAGGAGGGGCCGACCUCGGCCGACGACGCCAGCAGCGACCUCAGCGCCCUGGUGGUGCCCUACCCCGAGCUGGCCCCCGUCGUCUUCUUCUGCCUCAAGCAGACCACCUGCCCGCGCAACUGGUGCAUCCGCAUGGUCUGCAAUCCCUGGUUCGAGCACAUCAGCAUGAUGGUCAUCCUGCUGAACUGUGUCACCCUGGGGAUGUACCAGCCCUGCGAGAACAUCGACUGCUCCUCGGACCGCUGCCAGAUCCUGCAGGUAACUCUCCGGCCCGCACGGCUUUUAAAACCGGGACUCUCUGGCGGCCGUCCCCCAGCUCUCCGGCAGGGGAAGGGGAAGGGACUAGUUGUUGCUGGGGUGGGCUACAUCACAGCAUCGAACUGGGACGCCCCGAGUGUGGGGGUUUUCCAUCAGAGGGGACGCAACGAGGAGGCCCUUGCCGAGCAGCACGGAGCGGCAGAGGGAUAUCCGACCCUCUGUUCUCCGCGGGAGAGACGGCACAGGCAGAGGGAUUCGGGCGAGAGGCAGGGGAAAGCAGGAAACUCGGGGAGGUGGACGGGGGAAGGGAGGCGGAAUGAAGUCUCGUGUGGGGUUAUCCAGUGGCAGAGCAAGAAAAUGGGCGAUUUCCGCCUCCUGAAGGGAAGAGAGAGGAUGGUGGAGUACUCCCUGGACCUCCAGAAUAUCAACCUCUCGGCCAUCAGAACAGUGCGGGUCCUGCGGCCGCUGAAAGCCAUCAACCGGGUGCCCAGUAUGCGUAUCCUGGUGAACCUGCUCCUGGACACCCUGCCCAUGCUGGGGAAUGUGCUGCUGCUCUGCUUCUUCGUCUUCUUCAUCUUCGGCAUCAUCGGCGUGCAGCUGUGGGCCGGCCUGCUGCGCAACCGCUGCUUCCCGGUCUCCUCUCCUCCCAGAUCGACAGGUAUCUCCCUGUCCUCUUCGUACUACCGGCCGGAGGAAGACGACGAGAAGCCCUUCAUCUGCUCCCUGGCGGCUGACAACGGGAUCAUGUCGUGCCGGGACGUGCCGGCGCGGCGGGAGGAGGGCCGGGAGUGCUGCCUGGACAAGGAGGACUACCUGCACCGCCUGGCGCUGGGGCUGCCCCCCGAGCCGCUGGCCAACGGCAGCGGUGGGGGGCUGUGCGUCAACUGGAACCAGUACUACACCCGCUGCGACACCGGCUUCACCAACCCCCACAAGGGGGCGAUCAACUUCGACAACAUCGGCUACGCCUGGAUCGUCAUCUUCCAGGUCAUCACUCUGGAAGGCUGGGUGGAGAUCAUGUACUAUGUGAUGGACGCACACUCCUUCUACAACUUCAUCUACUUCAUCCUGCUCAUUAUAGUGGGCUCGUUCUUCAUGAUCAACCUGUGCCUGGUGGUCAUCGCCACGCAGUUCUCGGAGACCAAGCAGCGCGAGCACCAGCUGAUGCAGGAGCAGCGGGCCCAGUGCCACUCCUCCAGCACGCUGGCCAGCCUGGCCGAGCCCGGCGACUGCUACGAGGAGAUCUUCCAGUACGUCUGCCACGUGCUGCGCAAGGCCCGGCGCCGCACCGCCGCUGCUCUCUGCCCGCAUCACGGGCACGUGGAACACACUGCCCAGGCUCUGGUGACCCCCAUCGCCCUCAGCGUGACCCCUGACCCCGAGAGCUGCCCUCACUGUACACCGGCCCUGCUGCUUCAGGAAGGGGCGGGGACUGGGAGCAGCGGGGCCAACGAGGAGGAGGAAGAGGAGGAGGAAGGGGGCGUGGGGGACGCUGACCGGGUGGGCAAGAGGAGGCCCGAGCCACCUGAGGAGGACGAGGAGGAGGUAGAGGACGAGGAAGGAGCCCGGGGCAAGAAGAAAGGGUGUGGAGGGCAGUGCAAGGAACUGUGGGACGAGAUGCGUGCCAAGCUGUGGGGCAUCGUGGAGAGCAAGUACUUCAACAGGGGCAUCAUGAUGGCCAUCCUCAUCAACACCAUCAGCAUGGGCAUCGAGCACCACGAGCAGCCGGAGGAGCUGACCAACGUGCUGGAGAUCUCCAACAUCGUCUUCACCAGCAUGUUCGCCCUGGAGAUGAUCCUCAAGCUCACCGCCUUCGGCUUCUUCAGCUACCUGAGGAACCCCUACAACAUCUUCGACGGCAUCAUCGUCAUCAUCAGGGGUUCGAAAGCUGUAAUUAAACAGCCAGUAUCUCAAUUCAGGGUCCAGUUUAGUAAGAGUGUUCCCUUCACUCCAGACCCCAAGAUCUGCACUUUGACCCCCAACGGCCACCUGGAGCCCGGCCCUGUGCCUUCUUCCAAGGCGCCGUACGCUUCAGAGAGGUUGCAUUGGAGCCUGGGUUCGAGGAAGAGCAGUGUCAUCUCCCUGGGCCCGGCCAACCUGGAGCAAAGGUCGCUGUGCGGCAGGCGCAAUUCCCACUACCACCACUGGGGGCGUCCUCCUCAGUCCUCCUGGAGCCGGAGGUCCAGCUGGAACAGCCUGCGCUGGCCCUCCGUGGGAAUGGGGAUGACCGUGGUGGGGGGAGGCGGCGGCGGCGGCGGAGGCAGCAGUAACGCCCGGACCCGGAACCCCCCCAGUCUGUGUUUCCGAAUCCAGAAGAUGAUGGAGGUGUACAAGCCAGACUGGUGUGAGGCCAGGGAUGACUGGUCCGUCUAUCUCUUCUCCCCACAAAACAAGUUCAGGCUGCUGUGCCAGUCCAUCAUUGCUCACAAGCUCUUUGACUACGUGGUCCUGGCCUUCAUCUUUCUCAACUGCAUCACUGUGGCCUUGGAGAGGCCCAAGAUCCACCAGGGAAGCCUGGAGCGCCUCUUCCUCACCAUCUCCAACUACAUCUUCACUGCCAUCUUUGUGGCUGAGAUGACACUCAAGGUGGUGUCCAUGGGGCUGUACUUCGGCGAGCAGGCCUACCUGCGCAGCAGCUGGAACGUCCUGGACGGCUUCCUGGUCUUCGUCUCCCUCGUCGACAUCGUGGUCUCCAUGGCGGGCGGGGCCAAGAUCCUGGGGGUCCUGAGGGUGCUGAGGCUCCUGCGCACCCUGCGCCCCCUCAGGGUCAUCAGCCGAGCCCCGGGUUUGAAACUGGUGGUGGAGACGCUGAUCUCCUCCCUGAAGCCCAUCGGGAACAUCGUGCUCAUCUGCUGUGCCUUCUUCAUCAUCUUCGGGAUUUUGGGUGUGCAGCUCUUCAAAGGGAAGUUUUUCUACUGCCUGGGCCCGGACAUCAAGAACAUCACCAACAAGUCCGACUGCCUCCUGGCCAAUUACAAGUGGGUCCACCACAAGUACAACUUCGACAACUUGGGUCAGGCUUUGAUGUCCCUCUUUGUGCUGGCUUCUAAGGACGGCUGGGUCAAUAUCAUGUAUAAUGGACUGGACGCCGUGGGCAUUGACCAACAGGUAAGAAAGGCCUCCCAGGCUUUCUGCACGCCAUUCACUGCAGGGCAGUAUCGGGGGCACACCUUGCAGCUUGUUUGUGUCUACCUCCCCUCCUCCUGCCCCCCCCCUUCUCUCCUGCUCUCAGAGGCACAGAAGCUGCCCUAUUACGCCAGCUACAGCCCAGUGCGGCUGAUGAUCCACUCUCUGUGCACCAGUCACUACCUGGACCUCUUCAUCACCGUCAUCAUCUGUGUCAACGUUGUCACCAUGUCCCUGGAGCACUACAGCCAGCCUCCGUCCCUGGAGACGGCGCUGAAGUACUGCAACUACCUCUUCACCACCACCUUCGUCCUGGAGGCCGUGCUGAAGCUGAUCGCCUUCGGGUUCCGCCGCUUCUUCAAGGACAGGUGGAACCAGCUGGAUCUGGCCAUCGUGCUGCUGUCGGUGAUGGGGAUCACUCUGGAGGAGAUCGAGAUCAACGCGGCCCUGCCCAUCAACCCCACCAUCAUCCGGAUCAUGAGAGUGCUGCGGAUCGCCAGGGUGCUGAAGCUGUUGAAGAUGGCCACUGGCAUGAGAGCGUUGCUGGACACAGUGGUGCAGGCCCUGCCUCAGGUGGGAAACCUGGGGCUGCUGUUCAUGUUGCUGUUCUUCAUCUACGCAGCGCUGGGCGUUGAGCUGUUCGGAGAGCUGGUGUGCAACGCAGACUACCCCUGCGAGGGAAUGAGUCGCCACGCCACCUUCGAGAACUUCGGCAUGGCGUUCCUCACGCUCUUCCAGGUGUCCACCGGGGACAACUGGAACGGGAUCAUGAAGACAGAAAUUCUGUGCUCCAUUACUUGCACAGAACAAUUAAUACAGCAUGUCCCCUUGGUACUGAAACCCCAACUUUAUUAUGCACCUACCCCCUCCCUCUCCCCUCCUGCCCCGCAGGAGAGCCUGUGGCUGGACAGCGUGUCCCUGCUCAUCAAGGACUCCUUCGAGGGGGAGCUGCUGAUGAUCGACAACCUCUCCGGCUCUGUCUUCCACCACUACUCCUCCCCGCCGGUGUGCAAGGACUGCCGCCACCACCGGCAAGAGAUCCGAUUGGCCGAGGUGGAGCAGGCGUCUCUGAUGUCAGAGCAGAUGUCGGACAAGUCCUCGUCAUUGGCGCUGCCUGAUGACCUCAGCCUGGACGACCACAGCGUGUACCAGCUCCUAGUGCGGGAUGGCAAGGAAGAGAGAGGAAGCAGUGAGUCCCGCAGUUCUGAGGAGCUAGGGGGAAGCCAACCUGGAGGUCAAGGGUCGCUGCCCCAGAGCCCAGGGGCAGAGGAUGGGGGAGCGCUGUUUGAGCUGGGCAGCCAGCUCCCCUGUCCCAGCGCAGAGGGGGCCCGCAGUGGCAGCAGGGGGGGCAGCUCGUCUCUCUUUCACCUCCCUGCCGAAUUCUUCCACCCCGCCGCCGCCGCGGCCGCCCCCAGCAGCGCGGGAGGGCCCCAGAAGAGGGGCGGGGGCAGGCUGACCUCGCCAGCCUCCUGGGCGUCCCUGAGGUCUCCUGGCGCCAACAGCAGAGACUUGACCAUGCAGCACGCGGCCCUCAGCGAUUCCUCCCUGGCUACGGGCAGUUCAGAGGGCAGCUUGCAGACCACGCUGGAGGAGGGCCUGAGCUUCAGCGUCUCCCCCCCCAGGGAGCUGGAUCUUCCCCUGUUGUGCCCCCUUCCCAGUGAUGACAACACCCCGGCCUUGUGCAGUAACACUCCCCCGGAGCCGGUGGCACAGCGGCACCCCCAGUUCGGCAGCGCAAGGGUGAGACUGGGGGCUGCCGCCAACUCCCCGGCCGCUUUCAGCCUCCAGGCCAGCAGGGGGCACCAGAGGAGUCAAAGCAGCGGGGGCAGCAGCACCAGCCCCAGCUGCAACCGGCAGGACUCCAUGGAGCCGUCGGAUGACGACCUGGUCAUCGGCGGGGGCUCCAGUCAGGCCUGCAACAGCGAGCUCUUGUCCGAGACUCUCAGCAGCAUGUCUCUCACAUCGCUGCUCUCGCCGGGCUCCCUGGCUCCCCCUCUGGCGAAGAAGUGCAACAGCACGGGCAGCCUGGACCACGCCAGUCUGAGAGGGACCAAGGAGGGCAGGCUGUUCUACGGCCUGGACCCCCAGGGCUACCUCUUCUCAGCCCCCACCUCCGCCUCCUGGACUGAAGAGGAGGGGGGCAGGCAGAGGGGACGCGGGGAAGAGGAGGUGGGGGAUGCAGAUAGCGGGGUGCCGGGGGGAAAGGGGCUGGCAGGAUACAGCAUGAAGAGUAUGCCAAUGGCAUCCAAGAAAAACAGAUGAGUCCCCUGGUUUCUCCCGUGACCCCACCCUUCCUCAUCUCCCCAGUCUCCCCCUGCCCUCUCUCAUCACCAAGCGCGUGUUUUUCGAUGGCGGUCUGCAGCCGAACUCCCCCCCGCCCCCCAAUCCGUUUCUCUGGUGACGUCCGUCACGUUCGUGUAUCCUCACAAUCGCGGGGGCUGGCGGGAUUGGGUUCAGAGGAAAAACUGUGCGAGAGGGAUUUCCCGCGACAGGGGAGGAAGAGAAGGGAGUGGAUUUCUUACGCGCCGCCGGAAGGAGCCGGACGAGCACGAGCGAGACGAGGAAAGGCGGGCCCGGAGGGCCGCGUGGCUCUGGUGGUGCUGAAUUCUCCCAGCUUGGGGGGGGUCCUCGUCUUCUGGCACGCGAACGGGUGGGGAAAUACACACGAGCAAAAAAAAACAAACGUGUUGGAUUUCGGAAAAACGAGGGGAGAAGAGGAUCGAGCCUGCCGUUCUUUCUCGGUCUUGGAAAACACGAGUUGAUGUCAGGACAGGCGGGACUGUCCCUUAGACCCUGGCACGUGAAAGCAUUAGGAAGCCGGGGGAACUUUGUACAGCCAGCAGCAUUUUCUAUUUCUAAGAGUCUAUUGUUGAGUUGAUCGCAAGGUAUACAGGCGACGAGCAAAUUCCUGAACUUCCCCUCGGAAAGAACGGAGAGAAGAAGAGUGCGGGAGAGGAUUUGUGGGAGAGGAGCCUUGGAGUCUGCCGUUAUCCCAGUGGCGCUCCUAGGGUGAGGAGAGGCGGGUACCCCGGAGAACCAGCGGGGACAAAUCUGCCCGACGGGGGCAAAGAAUAAAAUACUCAUCUCCCUUGCUGCUAAUGAAAUACAAAACAAAAUCAACAGGUUUCGCUUUGGGGGGGAAAAGGACCAGAAGAAAUGAGGGAGUGUUCUGUCAUUGCCUGGAGUGCAGAGAAAUCACAACCAGCCUGCGCCUAGUGGAAACUCUAGUGUGUGCCAAUGUGUGCCAGUAGAAAUUGGCGUUGGGUUUCUAAUGGUCCGAACUGGUAACGGCUCAGCGGUGAGGUACUGCUAACAAUGUCCAGUAGAAUGGAAAACUCUCUUUACAGCGAUGCUGUACUGUACUGGGGUUUGAAGUGUUCGGAAAUGGAAGGUACUGGUGGCCAGCAGACACCAAAGUAAACAUUUCUACUAGAAUUUCCACUAGGGGAAAGAGCACUCUCCUUUCUCUUUUACAGUACCUGCCCGAAUCUUGGAAUUCUUUCGUUCCUCGCUUUGUACAAGGGGAGUGGAAAGGGUCAUGAUAAGAUUACGCUCGCGUGGUGAUAUUGUGGUGUGAGCUCAGAACUUUACAAGCAGGGGCGUGUGGAGUUUUUCAUUUUAUUUUAGAGGUAACGAAGGGACAACGGGUCGCAAUGCCUCUCUCUUCUAAUCUAGUCUUUAGCUACCAUUUUCAUUUGUUUUUGAGAUUGUUAUGCUGCAACGGCUUCCAGUUUUGUAUGUGGAUAAGAAAGCAAAAUGGGGAAGUGGGUAUGGUAUUCUUUCAGGCCGUUCUGGGAAGGGGGGUGGAGUUUGUGAAGGAAGAAAAAAAAACAACCAAAAUUGACAAAAACAGAAAAGAGGGAAGAAGUUCAAGGACAGACUUGAGUUCUGUUAGAAUGCUUCCCCAGGGGUACAAGUGACUAUGGAAUCUGGUUCCAGCA
Molecule: messenger RNA, 7907 nt
Organism: Lepisosteus oculatus (spotted gar)
Lineage: Eukaryota; Metazoa; Chordata; Actinopteri; Semionotiformes; Lepisosteidae
Source: RefSeq, a predicted model, not a curated record